CUUCAGUUCUUUAGCUUCUCCCCCCCCUCUCUCUCUCUUUCUCUAGACUCUCCGAGAUCCAUCCUCUCAUUCUCUCUUUUACCGUUCGAUCUCCAGAACCUAACGCUCUUCAUUUUCGAAAUUCAACUUUUUAAACAAAUUAAUUUUGUUUUCUUUGUCGUGAGAAAGAAAAAAAACUGCGGAGGAAUUAUGGGGAAGAGGAGGUUAAUUGGUGGUGGGGUUGCAGUACAGUGAAAUGGGUGUUGGUUUUGUAAAAUUCAGUUGGUUUAAUUUUUUUGGGGAGUACAUUAAUUUCUUGAACAGCGUUUGUUGUUUUACUCUGAUCGGAUAAAGAAAUAGCAUUGGAAGCGUCGCCGUUUCUUUUGAAUAAUAGAUUUUUUUGGAGGUUGAAAAAAAAAAAAAGAAUUAAAGAUGCAGCAAGAUCAGCGAAGGAAGAACCCCAAAGAGACGGAAUUUUUUACUGAGUAUGGAGAUGCCAACAGAUACAAAAUUCUGGAAAUUAUAGGCAAGGGAAGCUAUGGAGUUGUUUGCGCAGCAAUUGAUACACAUACUGGGGAGAAAGUAGCAAUAAAGAAAAUAACAGACAUUUUUGAGCAUAUCUCUGAUGCUAUUCGGAUUUUGCGUGAAAUUAAGUUGCUUCGCCUUCUACGGCACCCUGAUAUUGUAGAAAUUAAGCGGAUCAUGGUGCCACCCUCUAGAAGGGAGUUCAGAGACAUUUAUGUUGUUUUCGAGCUUAUGGAGUCUGACCUUCAUCAAGUCAUUAAAGCUAAUGAUGACUUGACACAUGAGCACCAUCGUUUUUUUCUCUAUCAGAUGCUACGGGCACUGAAAUAUAUGCACACAGCUAAUGUGUAUCAUCGAGAUCUUAAACCAAAGAAUAUUUUGGCAAAUGCAAACUGCAAACUCAAAAUAUGUGAUUUUGGACUAGCAAGAGUGGCAUUCAGUGAUACCCCAACAACAAUUUUUUGGACGGAUUAUGUUGCUACAAGAUGGUAUAGGGCUCCCGAGCUCUGUGGAUCUUUCUUUUCCAAGUAUACACCUGCAAUCGACAUUUGGAGCAUUGGCUGCAUCUUUGCAGAGGUCUUGACAGGGAAGCCAUUGUUUCCGGGUAAAAGUGUUGUGCAUCAAUUGGAUUUAAUUGCAGAUGUUCUUGGAACACCAUCAGCAGAAACCAUUUCUGGAGUGCGUAAUGAAAAGGCAAGAAAAUAUUUAACAGAUAUGCAGAAAAAACACCCAAUGUCUUUUGCUGAGAAGUUUCCUACUGCAGAUCCUUUGGCAGUGAAAUUGUUGAAACGGUUGUUAGCAUUUGAUCCAAAGGAUCGGCCAACUGCUGAAGAGGCAUUGGCUGAUCCUUAUUUUAAGGGACUGGCUAAACUUGAAAGGGAACCUUCUUGUCAGCCAAUUUCAAAGCUGGAGUUUGAGUUUGAGCGCCGACGAGUGACUAAGGAAGAUGUCAGGGAAUUGAUAUUUCGAGAAAUAUUAGAAUACCAUCCUCAACUACUCAAGGACUACAUGGCUGGAAAUAAUGGCACUAGUUUUCUGUACCCCAGUGCCAUUGGUCACUUCAGGAAGCAAUUUGCCUAUCUUGAAGAAAAUCUUGGGAGAAGUGGACCUGUGAUUCCUCCUGACAGAAAGCAUGUCUCUCUUCCACGGUCUACAGUAAAUUCAAGUACCAUACCUCCAAAAACCCAACAGAACGUGUCUGCUCUCAAUCACCGGCAAAUUACAGAAGAAAUGUCCACUGGGAUUAUAAAUCCAGAUGCCACAUUUGGAAAUCUAUCGAAGGUUGCACGUGUACCCCCGCCGCGGGUGCCCACCGCCAAGCCAGGAAGAGUUAUAGGACCAGUUUUACCGAAUGAAAAUAUCAAACAUAUCAAAGAGACCUCUGAUGGGAAAAUGUAUGUUCAGAACGCUAUCCUUCCUCAGUCGAUCUCUCCGCAUUAUUUCUUUAGGACUAAUUCUGGGAAGAAACACGAGAAGGGUUGGACAGGAGCUGAGAAAGAAUCACCACAGGUCAAAUCACACACACAACAAUACACGUCAGUUAAAUCAACAUCUAGCACAACUAGUGACAUCAACAAAGCACAACCUCAGCCAUACAUGCAAACUAAAUUAAACCCAGGGAUGAAUAUCGAAGUUAACAGUAAUCCAUAUUACGGCACACAAGCAAAAGUAGGCCUCAAUGGCCAGCUUGCAAUCGAUGUGAAAUUGCUGCAGGCUCAAUCUCAGUUCGGUAUGGCUGGGGCUGCUGCCGUUGCUGUGGCUGCUCAUAGAGAGGCUAGCGAUGUUCAGCUUGGACUGACUUAGUGAGGAUUUCUUUGAAUGGUCUUGCAAUGACAGGAUCAGUUUAUUCAGAUAUCUGAGGGUAGUUGUGAGGUCCUAAGUCGAAUAAUGUGUAUAAAUUGUCAAACAAUUCACAUGGUGUCCCCCUUAGUGCGAUAGAGUGAGGUUAUCUUGUCAGAAGAGAGUUCUAGUUUAGGUCACUGUAAGGUGGCAAUUGUCACAUCAUUGAUUGUUAAAUAAAAGAUAACUUUUCAUUCAAUUU
Molecule: messenger RNA, 2545 nt
Organism: Olea europaea var. sylvestris
Lineage: Eukaryota; Viridiplantae; Streptophyta; Magnoliopsida; Lamiales; Oleaceae
Product: mitogen-activated protein kinase 19-like
Exons: 10
Coding region: 412-2307 (631 amino acids)
Biological process (GO): protein phosphorylation; intracellular signal transduction
Cellular component (GO): nucleus; cytoplasm
Molecular function (GO): ATP binding; MAP kinase activity
Source: RefSeq, a predicted model, not a curated record